Paramecium sonneborni is the source of this 222-nucleotide messenger RNA. The record is from the annotation of a GenBank genome assembly. NCBI's taxonomy places the organism in Eukaryota, Ciliophora, Oligohymenophorea, Peniculida, Parameciidae.
AUGAAUCAUCCAAAAACUUAUUUCGCGACUCCAUUAUCAAAAUUGGCAAAACUCUCUACUAACAACUAAAUGGAUGAUGAUGAUGAACUUUUAACAAUAAACUCACCUUUGACAAUUAUAUAGUCUUGUCUUAGUAAGACUAUUGUGGAGGACUUUGUAGUAAAACCAUCUUACUCGAAAUCGAAAUAGAAGGAUUGGAAGGACUAAUUUGUUUGGCUCUGA